UUAUUUUAUUUAUUUGUCGCAAACGCCAAUUGGUUUGUGUACUCUAACCGACGAGACAGGAGCGUGGGGACGGUUAUACCGCAAAACUCUUUCUCGCUGCAUAAGGUUGAUCAAAUCGCGCGCUCGCACCUCACUCACUCCGCAUUUUCCCUUGUUCUCAAGGAUCUUCUAUCUAGGGCUGUUCCAUUUUCUCGUUUCCCAAACAGCCUCUCAAAGUACCUAAGCAAUGAGUGACGACCAUAAGGAUUCUUUUAACAUGUCCGAUGUCGAUGCCUCCCUCCCUGCCGCUGCCGCCGCUCUUAGUGCAGAGGAUCGUGCUGACCUUGUUAACGCCCUCAAGAAUAAACUUCAGAGUUUGGCUGGACAACACUCAAAUGUUCUCGAAACUCUGUCACCCAGUGUCAGGAAGCGAGUUGAGUAUCUGAGUGAGAUUCAGAGCCAACAUGAUGAGCUUGAGGCAAAAUUUAUGGAGGAAAAAAGGGCAUUAGAAGCUAAAUACCAGAAACUUUAUGAACCACUUUACACUAAGAGAUAUGAGAUUGUGAAUGGUAUAAAAGAAGUUGAAGGGGCUACAGAUGAAGUUGCUGUGAACCAGGAAGGGGAUGAAGAGAAAGGGGUGCCUGGUUUCUGGCUUACUGCAAUGAAAACUAAUGAAGUAGUGGGGGAGGAGAUAACAGAACGUGAUGAAGGGGCUCUAAAGUUCCUUAAAGAUAUCAAAUGGUGUAGAAUUGAUGAUCCUGAGGGUUUCAAGCUGGAGUUUUACUUUGAUCCUAAUCAUUACUUCAAAAAUUCUGUUCUAACAAAGACGUAUCACAUGAUUGAUGAUGAUGAUCCUAUUUUGGAGAAAACAAUUGGAACGGAGAUUGAAUGGUACCCUGGAAAAUGCUUAACAAAGAAGGUCCUUAAGAAGAAACCAAGAAAAGGAUCAAAGAAUGCUAAACCCAUCACUAAAACUGAGAAUUGUGCUAGUUUCUUUAAUUUCUUUAACACUCCUCGGAUCCCUGAGGAUGAUGAUGACCUGGAUGAUGAUGCUGUUGAGGAAAUCCAGGAUAGAAUGGAACAAGACUACAAUAUAGGUACUACUAUUCGGGACAAAAUCAUUCCUCAUGCUGUAUCAUGGUUUACGGGGGAGGCCGUUGAGAAUGAUGAUUUAGAAGAAGAAGACGACGACGAGGACGAUGAUGUUGAUGAUGAUGAAUAUGAAAAUGAAGAAGAUGAGGAUGGGGAUGAUGAAGACGAGGAUGAUGAUGAUGGCAAAAAAGACAGGAAGAAGUUAUCUGGUGGAACUAAGAAGAGUGGACGGGUGCAGGCCGGGGGAAGUCAGCAUGGUGAGCGCCCACCUGAGUGCAAGCAACAGUAGUAUUAGGGUUCAGGCUAAACAUGGUGGUGGCUGGCAGCGUGGUGUCGGUGAUGUCCUAGUUGGUGAAAAUUUUGGGCCUUGGCAUUUUUUUUUCCCUUAUUGUGUCUGUAUAUCUUAGUAGUUUCAUCAUCAUUGUUUUCUGCCUCUCUUCUCUUCCCUUCUCUUCCUCCUCUUCGAAUGUCUAUUUCGUUGCAUCCUUUUAUUUGUAUUGGGUUGCAAAAGUGUGCAUUUUUCUAGACAUGAGAAAGUCAGUCGAUGUAUUUAUUUCCAUUUGUCGCUUGUUAUGAUGUAUAUUCUACAUGGUUAUCUUUAAUGAAUCUUGUCCUCAUAGUUUACUCUUUAUUACUUAUAAUAAUAAAUUUUCAUUUGCUGAGA
Molecule: messenger RNA, 1735 nt
Organism: Jatropha curcas
Lineage: Eukaryota; Viridiplantae; Streptophyta; Magnoliopsida; Malpighiales; Euphorbiaceae
Gene: NAP1;4
Product: nucleosome assembly protein1;4
Biological process (GO): nucleosome assembly
Cellular component (GO): nucleus
Source: RefSeq, a predicted model, not a curated record